AUGUCUGGACGAGGCAAGCAGGGAGGCAAAGCUCGCGCCAAGGCCAAGACCCGCUCUUCUCGGGCGGGCCUGCAGUUCCCCGUGGGCCGAGUGCACCGCCUGCUCCGCAAGGGCAACUACGCCGAGCGGGUCGGGGCCGGCGCGCCGGUGUACCUGGCGGCGGUACUGGAGUACCUGACGGCCGAGAUCCUGGAGCUGGCGGGCAACGCGGCCCGCGACAACAAGAAGACGCGCAUCAUCCCGCGCCACCUGCAGCUGGCCAUCCGCAAUGACGAGGAGCUCAACAAGCUGCUGGGCAAAGUGACCAUCGCGCAGGGCGGUGUGCUGCCCAACAUCCAGGCCGUGCUGCUGCCCAAGAAGACUGAGAGCCACCACAAAGCCAAAUAAGGGGGAGGAAGCUUCGCUAGAAACGCUGGAAAACAAAGGCUCUUUUCAGAGCCACCCACCCUGUCAGAGAGAAGGCUGGUACACACACUUUACUGUAUUUUUGCUUUUGGUUAUAACCCUACAAAGUGUGAAGUGGUUCUUGGGAGGAGGUGAAGCAACUCUAAUAAUAAGCCUAAAUAUAGUGUGGUUUAACUCGAGAGCAAUUUUCACCAAAUGAUGAAAUUCUUAAAAUUCUACUCGUGGAAUUUUCAUCUUCAAGUUAGAUUUUAUUGUAAUGGGAGUUACAAUUUGACUAAAAAUAUCCAGGAUUUAUGAAGUCACAUUGAUAUAUUCUUGAUCCUAU
Equus quagga is the source of this 730-nucleotide messenger RNA. RefSeq names its product histone H2A type 1-H. Lineage: Eukaryota; Metazoa; Chordata; Mammalia; Perissodactyla; Equidae. The transcript has a single exon. Gene Ontology annotation, molecular function: structural constituent of chromatin; DNA binding; protein heterodimerization activity. The record is from RefSeq and is a predicted model, not a curated record. Gene Ontology annotation, cellular component: nucleosome. Bases 1 to 387 code for a protein of 128 amino acids.